Molecule: messenger RNA, 1305 nt
Organism: Xyrauchen texanus (razorback sucker)
Lineage: Eukaryota; Metazoa; Chordata; Actinopteri; Cypriniformes; Catostomidae
Gene: cd2bp2
Product: CD2 (cytoplasmic tail) binding protein 2
Exons: 7
Coding region: 63-1193 (376 amino acids)
Cellular component (GO): U5 snRNP
Molecular function (GO): protein binding
Source: RefSeq, a predicted model, not a curated record
UGACGUUGUUCCGGUUUUAGGUUUACUUGAAUGGCGCAGCGGGCAGAGCUACAACAACCAGCAUGUCAAAAAGAAAAGUGACAUUUGAGGAUGACGGUGGGGAGAUUACUUUGGAAGAAGAGGCUCCAAAGAAAAAGAUGGUUGAUGGUGUGAUUGGGCCAGGAUCAAGAUUUAAGGAGAAACACUCUUUGGACAGUGAUGAGGAGGAUGAGGGAGAGGAUGUAGAGAAGAGCAGCAAGUACAAUAUCCUUGCCAGCGAUGAUGUGGAAGGUCAGGAAAUGGCAACAAUUGACUAUGAUGAGGGGGUACCCAUCACCCCCUUUAACCUUGAUGAAGAAAUGCAAGAGGGACACUUUGAUUCAGAAGGAAACUACUUUGUCAACAAUGAUAAGGAUAUCAGGGACAACUGGCUGGACAAUAUUGACUGGGUGAGGAUAAAAGAACAGCCAGUGAAAAAGAAAAAAGGCCUUGCAGCUAAACGAAGGAGAAGAGCUGGUGAUGAAGAUGAAGCAGAGGAGGAAAUACAGAGAGAGGCGCAGAGGAAAGAAAGUGAUGAAGAGGAGGAGGAGGAGGAGAAAGAACCAACAGAAGACCCUCUGGCUACAUACAGCCAUUAUCAACUCAUAGAAGCCAUCAUUGAACUGAUGUCGCCUGGAGAAACAGUGGCUGCUGCUCUUCGAAGACACGGGGGUCUUGGAGGACGAAAGAAAAAAGGGAAGCCAAGAGAAGAAGAAAAAGAGGAGACUCCAAACAGAGAUGCUGAUAAACUAGACAAACUAACAGCAUUGGCAGACAGACUGGUGGGCAUUGGAGAGUUUGAAAUUUAUCAGAAGACCUAUGAAAAACUGGCCUACAAACUGAAGGGAAUGAAACAAGGAAAGACCGCCAAAAUUAAAGGGGACAGUGAGGAAGAAGACGAUGAACUUGACAUGUUUGGUGACAAAUUUGACGAGCGGCAUAGUGUAGAAAAAGAUGAGGAUAAGGACAACGACAGAGUGACUGAUGAGGUGAUGUGGGAGUACAAAUGGGACAAUGAGGAAAACUCUGAGCUCUAUGGGCCCUUCAGCAGCCAACAGAUGCAGGAGUGGGUGGACGAGGGCUACUUUAAGGAUGGUGUAUACUGUAGAAAGGUUGACCAAGAAGGUGCCCCUUUCUACAACUCAAAGCGAAUAGACUUUGAGCUUUACACAUGAAUUCCAAUUCCAUUCAUUUUCUUUAGCCUUUCUGUGAGGGCUUUUCUGAUUGUUUACUUGUAAUUUGUUUGAUACCUGAUGUGUUUUAGAAUAAAGACUUUUUUCUGGCUGG